This is a messenger RNA of Phoenix dactylifera (date palm), 2511 nucleotides long. RefSeq names its product serine/threonine-protein kinase ATG1a-like. Gene Ontology annotation, cellular component: membrane; phagophore assembly site; cytoplasm. Gene Ontology annotation, molecular function: protein serine/threonine kinase activity; ATP binding. Gene Ontology annotation, biological process: protein autophosphorylation; autophagosome assembly; peptidyl-serine phosphorylation. The record is from RefSeq and is a predicted model, not a curated record. Lineage: Eukaryota; Viridiplantae; Streptophyta; Magnoliopsida; Arecales; Arecaceae.
AAAUCUCUGGGGAGCGUUUAACGCGGAGCCGGAAACUAGAAAACUGGGACCCACCUCGGUACCCCACUCGCGUCUUCUUUUCCCUUCGUCUCCGGUCCUCGUCCACCCCCAAUUCCCCCGUCCGAUAAUGGGAGCCUCACUUUUCACAAGCGUCUUCCUCCCCAGAUGAAGCCGAAACUCUAAGACAACCCCCCUUUCAAAUGCACCGAGACUACGGCUUUCUCCAAUAGGCCGAUUGCUAGUCUUUCUAAUGUUCUAAGCUUGUAUAAACCAACUCCAAAGCCCAUCAGUUGAGAGAGGAUGGGGGAGAGUUGGGCGUUGGGGCGUGGGCGGGCGGUCGGGGACUACAUUCUGGGGCCGAAGAUCGGGUCGGGGUCGUUCGCGGUGGUGUGGCGGGCGCGGCACCGGCAGCACGGCGUGGAGGUGGCCGUGAAGGAGAUCGACAAGAAGCAGCUCAACUCCAAGAUCCGCGACGGCCUCCUGAAAGAGAUUGCCAUCCUCCGCCAGGUCUCCCACCCCAACAUCGUCCGCCUCCACCAAGCCAUCCAGACGGAGGAUAAGAUAUUUCUCGUGCUGGAGUACUGCUCGGGCGGUGAUCUCGCAGCGUAUAUACAGCGGCGGGGGAGGGUUUCGGAGGCGGUCGCGAGGCACUUUAUGCGGCAGCUGGCUUCGGGGUUGCAGGUUCUUCAAGAGAACAACCUCAUCCACAGGGACCUGAAGCCGCAGAACCUUCUACUGUCAAGUACUGAUGAAACCCCUGUGUUGAAGAUUGGGGAUUUCGGGUUUGCAAGGUAUCUGAUGCCUCAAGGGUUAGCUGACACACUUUGUGGUUCCCCUUUAUACAUGGCUCCAGAGAUUAUGGAGGAUAAACAAUAUGGUCCCAAGGUUGACUUAUGGAGUGUGGGAGCAAUUCUGUUCCAGCUGGUCACAGGGAAGCUACCUUUUGAUGGAAAUACUCAUUUUCAGCUUUUCCAGAACAUAUUGGCAUCUAAUGAACUGCAGUUUCCAGAAGAUGUUCUGAUGGACUUGCAUCCUGAUUGUAUUGAUCUCUGUAGAAGUCUUCUACGUCGAAAACCAGAGGAGAGACUAGCAUUUGAAGAUUUCUUCAACCACAGGUUCUUGGCGCCAAGGAUAAGUGGAACGGCUGUGGAGUCACAUAAUACUGCAGAUGUUAACUUAGGAGAUGAUGAUCCAUUGAAUUCUUCAGAUGUGCAUCCCAUGAAGACUGAAAGCAUGGAUCGAGGGCUUUCAUUCACAGAUACUUCAAAAGUUGCCGACUCCUUCGACUCUAUUGAACAAGAAUAUGUUCUUGUUCCUGCUAAUUUUGCUUCUAUGGAGACUUUAUUUUCUUCACUUGAGACAUCCUUGCGAGAUAAUUCUACAACUAGACCUCCUAGUUACAGGCAAAAGAUGACUGGCAAGGGUGCUGCUGGUCUGAUGCAAACUAGGGAGCUAGCUGUUAGUUCUAUUUGUGGAGUGGAGAGUGUGGGGAGCCAUUUGUCUGCUCUGUUAUCAACAUCACAGACAUCUACUGCAUUGGAAGAUGUGCAGGAGACAUCAUCAUCGUAUCAUUUCACUAGGCUUCAGCUUCUAAGUCAGUAUGUAAAUGCCCUCACAGAAUUAGCACAACAAAAGCUUCAUGAAGGACUGCAUCUGGAAUCAUUUUCACUUGAACUCGUGACUUUAGCUGUAUGGAAAGAAGCCCUACGCAUAUGUAAUUUAUGGGUGGCCUCCAAAACUGAGACAGAUACUCUCAAUACUUCUGCUAAUGAGUAUCCAUCUCAUCAAAAAGGUCAUAUGUCUCUGAACAUAGCAGAGGGAGUCGAUUUCAUGAAGCCAUCAUCUGUUUGCUCAUGGGCAGAGGAGGGAUUUGUUGUUGCAUAUGAUCGAGCUGAAGAGAUCUCUAAUAGCUUGCGGGAUAUAGGUGAUUUGGAGAUGCCAGAUGCUAUGGAGAUUAUAUUUCAAACAGCUUUAGCUUCCGGGAAAAGUGGUGCUGUGGAUGAAGUUAUGGGACACAGGAGUGGAGCAAUUGCAUCAUACUCGAGAGCAAUCAUGUUGCUUACAUUUAUUAUGGUGGAAGCAGUGUCACUCCCGCUGAACCCCACAUUUUCACUCCCUCCGUCUGACCGGCAACGGAUACAGAGAUACAUUAUGAAUUUAAGAAGCCAUCUAGACAAGUCUCAUAUGGCACAACUAACUGACAAACCAACUAAUGAAUCUUCCAGCAAGUAAAUAGCUAUGACUCAUCUUGGAUAACGGCUAAUCACAAAACCAGUCAUUGUUUGUCAGACCUCCAUAUUCUAAUCAAGUUUUCUUUUAGAGGUGACAAAGCUGAUCCACGAGUAGUUGGGUUCCCUCAAUGGUUGGUUACAGAGCUCCUCAUAUGCAAAGGAAUGUACAUAAUCUGUCUUAUAGCUUGAUGCCAUUGUACAUAAAAUAACUAUAACCUGUGCAUAUAAAUCAUUGUCAAUAUCAAGUUGAAUUUGUAAUCUUUUUGUUGUUGAACUCUCA